Bactrocera oleae (olive fruit fly) is the source of this 997-nucleotide messenger RNA. RefSeq lists its product as uncharacterized. The record is from RefSeq and is a predicted model, not a curated record. Lineage: Eukaryota; Metazoa; Arthropoda; Insecta; Diptera; Tephritidae.
AGAAAAAAUCAUAACAUUCAGUUUGUGUUUUCAGUCUUCAAAGACGUGUGCGCUUUAUUGUAUUUUUUACACAUUUUUUGUUUUUAAUUACUCAUUAUUUUGAACAAAGAAGCUAUUAUCAAAAUAAAAAAUAAAUGUCGUUCCAUUUCGCAACUCGCAGCAAUACCUCUAUAAACAGAAAAGCUAGUGAUGAUGGUCAAAAAAGAUAUGGAAUUCAAUCUUCGCUGAAGAGGAAGUCUGUUAGUUCGAUAACCUCGAACGGUUUACUCGCUGCAGGUUCUGAUUCCUCCGAUACAUCACAACAGCGACGAGCUCAUUUCGAUCAAAGCAACAUUGAUAUGACAUAUAAACCUAUACAUAAGGACUAUGGAUAUAUACAGAUCAAACAAGCUGCCACACCAUUUCCAAGACGAUCAUCGACUAUGCGUUUUAGCGUUACGGAAAAGAGAAAGAGCAAUGAAUUUACUGAAGAAACGAAAAAACUCAUCGACCCACUUUUGCCACGUGAUUUCAGCAUAAUAGCAUUGCGAUCCGGUGAUGAAGCUACUGACUUUGUAACCAAACGUCAGUUAUUUUGUAAAGGUGAAUUUACCAUAACACGACAACGUAGAUCAAUGCAGGUCCAUCCGCCACUUACAAAAAUCGAUGAGGCAGCAAGCGUUCGUAAAAGCUCCUCCAACUUCAAUUUAACUAAGUUUUUCCGCAAGCAUUACCAACAACGGGAUAGUCCAAUUUUUGAUUGAUUGAAGUUUUCCGUCUUGACAACAACAAUAUCAUGUACAUAUAUAUAUAUAUGCAAGUACAAAAUAUGCAUAUAAGUUUUAUAUGCUUAUCAAAUAUUUAAAUCCAACGUGAACCAUCCACGUGCAUAUCAAUUUUCCAAAUGUUAUCACCUAUGAGUACGAGCAAUGUACCAGGUCUUUACACUUUCCUCACCUACUGAAGUUUGGCUUACUGAAAUAUAUACAUAUGUGUGCUUAUCUCUUAUUUGCCUGAA